GCCCCCCUGUCGGACCGUUGGAGAGAGAUUGAAAGAGACAAUUUCAAGUCCGGAUGUUUGCUCAUCUGUCUCGUUUAUUCGUUUGUUAUGUAAUUGUUUGUGUUAAGUGAUAUCACACGGGGCUAAAUUGUUAAAGUGUCCGGCAGUGGACUUACUGGACACCGGUGCAGCUGGUGCUGCUGCUGCUGCUGCUUGUGGAUCCUGGCUUGCGGUGGGGCUGAUAUCACACACAAGGACAAAAUGAUCUAGGUGUUAGCUCAGAUAGUAAACAAAAAGUUUCCAGAGAGAAGAGACGAGACACGCACCUGUUUGGACAGUUUUACCAUCACACAUGUGUUGUUGACGAUAGUUUUAACAUGUCGACUCAGCACCAGCCGGCUUUCCCGAUCCAACAACAGCAACCCAAUCUGAACUCUGCUCCUUCUCUGCUCCCACAAUGUUUUGUGAAACCCUUUCACAACCCUCUGCAAAUCAAGAGGAAUGUAAUAACAGACGAUUACAAUGUAACAAAUCAGGUGCUCGGGAUGGGCAUUAAUGGCAGAGUGUUGGAAAUAUUCCACAAAGAGAGUGGAGAAAAGUUUGCACUAAAGAUGCUGCAGGAUUGUCCAGAAGCCAGACGGGAGGUGGAGCUUCAUUGGAGGGUGUCACCUUGUUCCCACAUUGUACCCAUCAUAGAUGUUUAUGAAAAUCUAUACCAGGGCAGGAAGUGUCUUCUCAUCGUGAUGGAGUGCAUGGAUGGAGGUGAAUUAUUCAGUCAUAUCCAAGACAGAGGGAAUCAUGCUUUUACAGAAAGAGAGGCCUCUGACAUCAUGAAAAGUAUUGGAGAAGCAACACAUUUCUUGCAUACCAUCAACAUUGCUCACAGAGACAUCAAGCCAGAAAACCUGCUGUACACCUCUAAAAGGCCAGAUGCUCUCCUCAAGCUGACGGAUUUUGGGUUUGCCAAAGAAAUCACCACAUUAAACUCUUUAGCAACACCGUGUUUCACCCCAUACUAUGUUGCUCCAGAAGUUCUUGGUCCAGAGAAGUAUGACAGGUCCUGUGACAUGUGGUCUCUGGGUGUCAUUAUGUAUAUCCUACUUUGUGGAUAUCCUCCCUUUUUCUCACAUCAUGGUUUGGCAAUUUCCCCGGGAAUGAAAAGAAGGAUCCUCAACGGACAAUAUGAGUUCCCCAACCCGGAGUGGUCCGACGUGUCUGAGGAAGCCAAACAGCUGAUCUGCCACUUAUUAAAAACUGAGCCCACCCAGAGAAUGAGCAUCACCGAGUUCAUAAAUCACCCCUGGAUUAAUCAGUCAGUCGAGGUCCCACAAACGCCUCUUCACACCAGCCGCGUGCUGCACGAGGAGCAAGAUGUCUGGGAGAAGGUUAAAGAGGAAAUGACAAAUGCCCUGCAAACGAUGAGAGUGGACUAUGAUCAAAUUAAAAUCAAAACUAUUGAAGACUCAACUAAUCCUCUACUCUUGAAGAGAAGAAAGAAAACCAAAAAAAUAUCAUCAGCCACACAACCUCCGUGCUAGUGACGUGAACGCUUUUAAAGAGGUAUUCUUAGUGGUAUGUAUCUGUUUACCUCAAAUUAUUUUAUUUUAAAACAUGAAAUGCACCGAGGCAUUUUGGGAAAUGUGCUUUAACUGAGCUAUAUGUAAGAAUUGGCCACAAUUAAUUAAGGGGCAGCAUAUUACAAGUCAAGUGCACCUGUAAGCAACAAGGAAAUGCACACAGGCUCUCCCAUAGGUCUUUUCCAGCUAAUGUAGAAAGCAUAUUAACACUGUCAGUAACGUCAUACAAUUGGCUAUAUUCAUAAGCUCUUGCUAAGCCAAUGUUAGCAUCAACGUCAGCAAUCUAGAAGAAACGCUGUGAGUUCAGCACCAAACUUCAUCCCGUUACUCGUCAACGGCUGCCUCUAGCGGUGGAAAACAAUGUCAGAGUUAACUCUUGUUUCGCUUCAAUUUCUAACACUUCUGCUAAACGUGGGUUCUUGUCCUCAGGGCAGCGCUACUCUUCAUUCUCUCUUGUUAGUCUGAGGGCAGACUGGAUGUUACAGUAACUGUGAAAGUGGUGAUACAAGAGAGAAUGGCCCGGGCCUAGCUGGUUAGCAUGCUAACUUGAAUAGAUAUCUACAUCGAUGUCUUUGACGUCAAAACUGUUAUUUCUUCACAUUCUGUCGAUAAUUUUAGUAGAAUUCUUACUUCUAGCUCCUUUAAGGACUUUUGAACUAUUUUUUGGCAUUGCAAAGUGAAUGUGCACUAAGCUUAUUUAUAAAUCUACUGUAUGUGUUGUAUAACGGGACAGUUUUUAUUAUUCUGUACAUACUCAGUGAGUCAUUCGAGUGAGCUUUGUUAGUGUUGGCUACAGCAGUAGUCUCUUUAGUUUUUAUUUUUUGAAAACUAUUUAGACAGACUUUUUUGCCUUGAGGGUGUUGUUGAGAAAGUUUGCCAGCAUUGUUCAUAUUUGUUUAUUGAAUGACCAGUACCAGAAACCAAAUUUUUUGUUAUGUAUGCUGACGUGAUGCCAGAAAUAUUUACUUUUACCACAAACUAGAUGUUUUCUUGCAAGACUGUGGUAGUGCGGUAUCUAAAAAAUCUAGAUACACUUGCUAUGCUUAUGAAACAGAUGAUGAAACUGUGUUGACUCUGUAGCAUCCAUUUUGUCCAAAGCAAUAUAAAGUAGUGCAUGAAGUUUGUGUGAACAACAUGGGAAAAAAUAUGAAUGCAGUAAACUUUUAGUCGAGAUGUACGGUGGAAAAUGUUAUUACACCUCUAUUAUCCUGUCUGUCUUUUACUCUGAAUUAAAUCUCUUGGGUUCUUCUCUG
Molecule: messenger RNA, 2809 nt
Organism: Larimichthys crocea (large yellow croaker)
Lineage: Eukaryota; Metazoa; Chordata; Actinopteri; Sciaenidae
Gene: mapkapk2b
Product: MAPK activated protein kinase 2b
Exons: 10
Coding region: 357-1517 (386 amino acids)
Biological process (GO): protein phosphorylation
Molecular function (GO): ATP binding; protein kinase activity
Source: RefSeq, a predicted model, not a curated record